CGCUUUAAGUGCGACUACUGUACCUAUAAGUCCAUCAAACGAACCAAACUCCAGCAUCACAUCCAUAAGAAUCAUUUGAAUCAUUUGAGUGCUCUUAGCGUUGAGGAGACAACGAUUGACAAACGCUUCGGACAAUACGUGUCGAAGAAGAAUCUCAAUUGGUUUGAGUGUAAAUAUCCGAAGUGUAAAUACGGAACCAUUAGAUCCGAUGCCAUUGUCAGACAUAUGCGGACUCAUACGGGAGAGAAGCCCUAUAAGUGUCGCUUUGAAAACUGUGAUUAUAAGACAAUUCAGAGCUCGACUCUUAAAAAACAUGAAUCCAAACACACGACACGUUAACAUACAUGUACUGUAUAAUGGAUUUAAUUAUAAAACUCUAAAUUAACGUAUUUUUAUAUAAAUUUAUUUAUGUUUAAUUUCUAAUUUUAAAACCUUUUAAGUUCUCAAUUA
This is a messenger RNA of Medioppia subpectinata, 450 nucleotides long. Lineage: Eukaryota; Metazoa; Arthropoda; Arachnida; Sarcoptiformes; Oppiidae. The record is from the annotation of a GenBank genome assembly.